GUGAAGACCCUGCCUGAGAAGGCUUGCACAAGGCUUUGCCAUUGGCCUGCUGGGCAGCAGCCCUGGCGUGCCGACGAGGCGGGGCUGCGGGGCUGCGCGGGGCUGAAAACAGGGGCGGGCUGUGUCGCUGCGGUGUGGCGGCUCCCACCGUUGCGUGAGACGGUGUCCCUGGGUGUCACCAGGGCGCACACCGAUAGGAACCUGCUUCGAUGUGCGUGUCAUGGCUUAAAAAUAGCUGCGAUCCACCUGCGCGCCGGGGCGGCGGCGCAGCGGCGGGGAACCGCGCAGGAGUCAUGGGCGCCGGACUGCGGGAGCCCGCAGGCCACCUCGGGAUCUGAGACCCUAGCGACCAGGAGCAACAGCUUCCUGGUGACCGAGCCCACCAUCCCUCAAGUCACAGCUCCUGCCACCUUGAAGAUGUGUCCUGGCAACUGGCUCUGGGCCUCCAUGACGUUUAUGGCCCGCUUCUCCCGCAGCAGCUCAAGGUCCCCUGUUCGCACUCGAGGGAGCCUAGAGGAGAUGUCCUCUGCUCACCAUCCCUUCCUCAACGUCUUUGAGUUGGAGAGGCUCCUCUACACAGGCAAGACGGCCUGUAACCAUGCCGACGAGGUCUGGCCAGGCCUCUACCUCGGAGACCAGGACAUGGCCAACAACCGUCGUGAGCUCCGUCGCCUGGGCAUCACCCAUGUCCUCAAUGCCUCACACAGCAGGUGGAGAGGCACUCCGGAGGCCUACGAGGGACUGGGCAUCCGCUACCUGGGUGUCGAGGCCCAUGACUCGCCAGCCUUUGACAUGAGCAUCCACUUUCAGACAGCUGCGGACUUCAUCCAUCGGGCACUGAGCCAGCCAGGAGGGAAGAUCCUGGUACACUGUGCUGUGGGAGUGAGCAGAUCGGCCACCCUGGUGCUGGCCUACCUCAUGCUGUACCACCACUUCACCCUUGUGGAGGCCAUCAAGAAAGUCAAAGAUCACCGUGGCAUCAUCCCCAACCGGGGAUUCUUGAGGCAGCUCCUAGCCCUGGACCGGAGGCUGCGGCAGGGUCUGGAGGCAUGAGGGAAGGGAAAUUGUGCCAGGUUCCUGGGUGGUUUCCUGGCUCCCAGCUGGGAAGAGGAAACCCAGGUGGCAGGAGGUAGAAAGACCAGACAACCCAUCCUCCCCCAGUGGCAGGAGAGGGAAGGGCCCCCAGGCCACUGUCAUUGUGGAAGGGGAUGGAGAGCCAGGUUGGGCAGUGUGGUAGGUGGGGGCUGCUAACCUGGGAAGGAAACAGCUGGGCUGUAGGUAAAAGCUGGUUCUAUGAUUAGGACAGCACCAGAUUCCAACAGGGUGGGCCCAGUGACUCAGAACCCCUUUUCUCUCAUUGUGUGCAAGUGUUCCCCUCUCUCACAUUCCAAACAAAGGGACCGCUGCUGUGCAGUACCUGAGCAGCGUGGGGUCCCGGGGUGUCAGCAUGCAGCAGCAGGGAUGUAAAGGGAGGCAUACAGGUUGCAGAAAACAGUGGAGAAAGAGUCGGGGAUGGGGUGGUGUGGAAGCCACAAAGCCAGAGGGAGAAACCUACAGGCGUGCAACUCCAGGACGAGGAGGUGUGGGAGGGCUGACGUGACACCCCAGGGGAGCUGCUCUAGGUCAAAGGAGGCACACCCGUGAAUGGCUGUGAGUCUUUAGGUGGUCAUAUUCUCACUGAAAACCAUGUGUCUGGAGUAAAAAUAAAGAUCUGAAAAAGAUGA
Molecule: messenger RNA, 1724 nt
Organism: Chionomys nivalis (European snow vole)
Lineage: Eukaryota; Metazoa; Chordata; Mammalia; Rodentia; Cricetidae
Gene: Dusp26
Product: dual specificity phosphatase 26
Exons: 4
Coding region: 418-1053 (211 amino acids)
Biological process (GO): protein dephosphorylation; negative regulation of MAPK cascade
Cellular component (GO): cytoplasm
Molecular function (GO): protein tyrosine/serine/threonine phosphatase activity; MAP kinase phosphatase activity
Source: RefSeq, a predicted model, not a curated record